Messenger RNA from Diabrotica virgifera virgifera (western corn rootworm), 1842 nucleotides. Its product is annotated as digestive cysteine proteinase 1. Gene Ontology annotation, cellular component: lysosome. NCBI's taxonomy places the organism in Eukaryota, Metazoa, Arthropoda, Insecta, Coleoptera, Chrysomelidae. Gene Ontology annotation, molecular function: cysteine-type endopeptidase activity. Gene Ontology annotation, biological process: immune response. The transcript is spliced from 11 exons. The record is from RefSeq and is a predicted model, not a curated record. The coding region runs from base 112 to 1749 and encodes 545 amino acids.
UUCUUGGUAUUGUUAUCAUACUUAUCAAGAUAUAUCUCUUUUCCUAGAUUUGUAAGAAUCUUUAAAUAGGGAUGGUUCUCUUGGUUUUUGAGUAGUUGUUUUUAUUGUGAGAUGAUUUCGAAGUUCACCCUGGUUUUCUUGGUUUGCAUUGUCGCACCAGCGAUAGGUGAUCCACCAGUUCCAGAAUGGAGUGACACUUAUAGCGUAGAAGGAACUAUCCAUUUGCCUUAUGCAGAAAUAGUAGAGCCUUUCCAUGCUUGGUAUGAUGGAAAAUCUAAAAAUUCGCGCAUUGAUUACUACAAUGGGACGGCUAAGACAUACCAACUUGGAGGAAAUGGAAAUGGUGUCCAACUGAAAGUAGUUCCAUUCACUACAGAGGAGGUCCUAAACCAAAUAACGUGCUUCCAGAUCAAUGGAACUGAAGACGAUCCAGUGACUCCUCAAUCGAUUUUGCCAGAUUUAGAAGGAUUUGAAUAUCAAGGCAUACAGGAGUAUGGAGAUAGAGAACUAGAGGUAUGGUUUCUAAAAACUGUCCAGUUAGAAAAAGAAAACGAAUACACUCUAUGGGUUGUCCGAGAUGAGCAUGGUAAAGCUAUUCCAGUUAAAUAUGAUAUGAGAGGAUACAAUUCGUUAUUGGGAAGCCACUACGAUCAUUACUAUUUGCUAUACACAUCGAAGUCUUACAGGACUCACAAGAUUGAUCCCUCCGUUUUUGAAGUAGAAACUAAUAGUGAAUGCAGAAGUUUUCCUGGACCCGGAAAUCAACAUGUUCACAUCAUGAACCCCAUGGCCGAAUACAUUCGUCCCGAAAAAAGUGAGCACGUGGACUCAAGCUUUGGCGAUUUUAUAAAUAACCACAACAAAAAUUACGCAGACACAAAAGAACACGUUUUUAGAAAAGAGGUUUUCCGUCAAAACGUCAGGUUCAUCGAAUCUGUCAACCGACAAAAUAAAGGAUAUAGUCUAGCAAUUAAUCAUCUUGCUGAUAAGACUGACAAGGAAAUUAAAUACCUGAAUGGAAGACUUUCAAGUGGAGGCAACAAUGGAGGACAACCUUUCCCUUACACAGAUGCUGAUACCGAUGAUUUACCUGAUCAAUAUGACUGGAGACUGUUUGGAGCUGUUUCACCAGUAAAAGAUCAAGCCAUAUGCGGAUCUUGCUGGUCUUUUGGAACCGUCGGCACCCUUGAAGGAUCACUUUUUUUGAAAAAUGGUGGUCGGUUGGUACAAUUAUCCCAGCAAGCUUUGGUGGAUUGUUCUUGGGGCUUUGGUAACAAUGGUUGUGAUGGUGGGGAGGAUUGGAGGGCUUACCAAUGGAUCCAAAAACACGGUGGAAUACCAAUCGAUAGUCAUUAUGGAGGCUACAAGGGAGAGGAUGGAUUUUGCGCAGCUGAUGAGGUGGAGAAGACAGCUAAAAUUACUGGUUGGGUAAACGUAACCGAAAACGAUGAAAAUGCUCUUCGUUUGGCACUCGUGAAGCAAGGACCAAUUAGUGUUAGCAUCGACGCUAGCCAAAAAUCUUUCAGUUUUUAUUCACAUGGAGUCUAUUACGAAGAAAAUUGCGGAAACAGAGAAGAAGAUUUGGACCAUUCGGUUUUAGCUGUUGGAUACGGUUCAAUCAACGGCGAAAACUAUUGGUUAAUCAAAAACAGUUGGUCUACUUAUUGGGGAAAUGACGGCUACAUCUUGAUGUCUUCCAGAAACAACAACUGUGGAGUCAUGACGGCGGCUACCUAUGUAACUAUGUAGAUAUUUAACAUAACAUCCAUAUUUAAAUAAAAAAAUAAGAAAUCCAAUUUAUUUAUAUUGUAAAUAUUUAUCAAAUAAAUUUUCUUCAUAAUA